Momordica charantia (bitter melon) is the source of this 1559-nucleotide messenger RNA. RefSeq names its product putative transcription factor At3g04930. The record is from RefSeq and is a predicted model, not a curated record. Gene Ontology annotation, cellular component: nucleus. Lineage: Eukaryota; Viridiplantae; Streptophyta; Magnoliopsida; Cucurbitales; Cucurbitaceae. Gene Ontology annotation, biological process: regulation of DNA-templated transcription.
AUAGACAACAAACAUUGUAUUGUAUAUAUACAUUUUGAUCAAGAGGUUCUUCAGUAGUUACAAUUUUCUGUGUCAAAUUUCAACAGAGAGAAAAGAAGGAAAAACAAGAAACAAAAAUUAAACACUUGUAAGAUACCAAACCCAAACCAUUUGUGAUCAGUAAAUAUAGAAUUAUUCACAUCCUUCAAUUUGUAUUCUCAAUCCCAAAACCCCAAUCCGAGAGAGAGAGAGAGAGAGAGAGAGAGAGAGAGAGAGAGAGAGAGAGAGAGAGAGAUUUGUUACCUCUGAAAUCAGGCGGAAGACCAGGUCAAGGUUCUUCGGCAAAUUGCAAAGACGAAAGCCAGUUUACUCAAAAGGCAGAGAAAUUAAACCCAAAUUCUCCAUUUGUGAGAUCAAGAAAGACAAUGACAUGGCCACUUUCUGGUUGGAUUUUCUCUUCUUCUUCUUCUUCGUCCAUGGAAGAAGACCAAAAUACCCAACUCUCCGAUGAACCCGGAACACCGCUCAACGAUGACGGAGACCAUGCCGAUUAUUUACGGCAAGAUCCAGAAAUCGACGAACAAAACGCCGCCGUUUCAGACGACGAGACCGACGCCGCAGAUUUACGUCAAUCUAAAACCAACAGCUUCUCUCCGAUCGAGGAUCACAUUCCGACCGCCAUCGUCAUCCCCGCCAAUGCCCCAAACAAUGUCGUCACCGUCGCUAUUCCGGCCGCCCGCAUCCAGGAGCGACGUCCUCAACGGAGAACAAAUAUCUGGACCAAUGAGGACGAAAUUGAGCUCUUGCGCGGUUUUCUCGAAUUCUCGUCGGAUAAUCGAAUCUCUGGCCAUCGCCUCCAGCAACAGGAUGCCGCGGCGUUCUAUCGCAAAAUCAAGCCCAAAAUUCAGCUCUGUUGCGAUAAGAAUCAAUUAAUCGAUAAGCUCCGGAGAUUGAAAAGAAAGUACCAAAUCACUUCGAGCAAGAUCGAUUCCGGCGAGAAACCGUCCUUCAGAAGUCUCCACGACCGAUCGACCUUCGACAUUUCGCGAAAAAUUUGGGGCCGUAGCUCCGGCAAAAAGCAAACGCCGGCGGAAGAUAGCAUUCUCGACGAAGUCCUCGCAGACAUUAGCCCCAAUUAUAUCAACAUCAAGGUGAAGAGAGAGGAUCCCGAAGAUGAAUCCGAAGAGCGCGACGAUCUCCAGCAAUCGACAAAACGGCGCCGCACGGCGUUUCUCUCCGGCGAGGCGAGCAAUUCGAUCGAGAUUCCGAUGAGGCCGAGCAGUACAACCGACGAUAUCGGAAAAAUUUCAGGAUUGGUUGAGGAAGUGGCGAGGGCAUGCCUGACGCCGCUUUUCAAGGAGUUGAUGAGUAACAGAUGGCCGCCGAUUGGUCUCGCCGGAAGGAUUCCGAGUUACGGCGGCGGAGAGGCGGCGGAUGAGAGGUGGAGGAAGCAGCAGGCGAUGGAGAUGGAGGUUUAUUUGAAAAGGUUGGAAUUGGUGCAGGAAGAAAUUAGGGCUUCAUUGAAGGAGUUGAGAUCAAAGGAAGAAGAGAGUAAAAAUAAGCUUCAAGAUGAUAAUUAA